AUGGCUAAAAAUUUGGCAUUGUAUGGAAAAGCCACACAAUCAGACCUAAUUGAAAACCCAUGGUCAGCGCACAGUGAUUCCCACAAUGCCAUAGAUGGAAAUCGUGACCCACAUUUUUUUCAUGGAUCCUGCACUGCUACUGAUAGACAAACGAAUCCCUGGUGGAGGGUUGAUCUUUUGAGCCCGUACAUAAUCACCUCUGUCGUCAUCACCAACAGAGGAGACAUCUGGCCUGAGAGCAACGGAGCUGAGAUUCGUAUCGGCAACUCCCUGCUGGAAAAUGGCAAUAACAAUCCAUUGGCAGUGGUCAUAUCCUCCAUCCCAGCUGGCAAAUCCCACACCUUCACAUGGAAUAAUGGGGUACAGGGAUGAUAUCUUAAUGUUUUUUUGCCUGGACACAACAAGCUUUUGACACUUUGUGAGGUUGAGGUGUAUGGAUAUCCAGCUCCAAAUGGUAUUAUUGUCGUUGUGUUCACACAUGAUCGAGAUAAGGAUUGGAUGACACAGAAGAAUCAGAUCUUCAACAUACUCCACCACUCCACACAUGGGAAUGAUACAUAUUAUUAUGACCGCCCGGCGCAACUUAAGUUCUCUGAGACCUUUGAGUGUCAUGGGAUGGAGGGACGCUAUGUUACCGUGGUGAUUCCUAGACGUGCAGAGUAUCUAACACUCUGUGAAGUGGAGAUUAAUGCUCUAUUAAUCUCCAUCCUCUUUAUAUAG
Molecule: messenger RNA, 720 nt
Organism: Alosa alosa (allis shad)
Lineage: Eukaryota; Metazoa; Chordata; Actinopteri; Clupeiformes; Clupeidae
Product: fucolectin-like
Source: RefSeq, a predicted model, not a curated record